UUAAAUAGCUUUCUGGGCUUUUACGUUUCGCCAAAAUUACUUGUUGUAUGAUAAAUCAUUCAAGAUCUUGAUCCACACCUCACGGACUAAAAUGUUUUUCUGGGUCUUACCUGUGGAUUAAUCUUCCUGUAUUCUUUAUAAACGAUACUUGUGGUAUCUGUGACGAUAAAUAUAAAUUUUAUGAUGGUAUAAUAUUCGAAUAUUUAGUUUAGGAGGUGAAGGAAAAUGUCAGAAGUCGGCCACGAUUGUUGUUUCAUCCUCUUGGAGACGAAGUAUGGGAGGAAGAAAGACUUACACAGACCGUCCUCGAAGGACAAAAUUGAAGUUUUGCCUGGAACAUUGUUAAUACUUAUAAAUCGUGCUGUGGAGAAAGGGAUGGUAGAUUUAUUAUUGGAAACGUUUGAUACUGAUAAAAGUAUUCAAGUUAAUUGCUACCCUGGAGAGGUUGAAGAUAUUUCGAGUGCCGUUGUAGACCUUCUUCGACCCAUACCAACAUGUCAUGAAAGACUUGAAGUUUUUAGGGAUACAGAAUGGAUUCAAGAUGGCCAAAGACUUAGAGUUGGUGACUGGGUUUUUGUCAAAUUAAAAGGAGUACAAGAGGAAUUGAAAGGGAUCUUGAGAUACAAAGGAUCUGAAUUUCCAGACUCGAAAGGCAUCCUUUUCGGAGUGCAACUUGAGGAAGCCAAAGGUAAUUGUGAUGGAAUGUACAGGAAGAAAAGAUUCUUCAAAACAGAGCAAGACUGUGCUGUUUUCAUCCCCCUGCACAAAAUCAGGAGACAAAGAGAUGACUGGCACAAAAAUGCUCGUUUACGAGCAACUGAAGACUCUAAUAAGCGUUCUCGAGACGACUCCUCCAAUUAUGGCUUAAAGAUUGGGGAAAGAGUGGUCUGGAUGAGUGACAUUGGUGCAGAAAAAGGUGUUGUGAAAUGGAUUGGCACAUUGCCUGGAGAGUCGGAUGAUAGCAAUGUGACUGUAGGAGUUGAAUUUGACAAUCCCGUUGGAACUGGAACAGGAAAAUACAAUGACCAUCGAUUGUUCUACACUCAGCCAAAACAUGCUUCUCUCAUACCUCUGAUGGGUUUGAUGAAAGAGGAAGAGUUUGAAAAUGGGAGUAGCAAUGCUGAACCAGUCAUACAAGAGUUAAAUUCAUCGCCAGCCUUCAUCAGUCAGCAGCAAAAACUGUUGGAUGAGAUUGGGGGCAGGUCUCGGCCAGAGAGGCCUCCCAAAAACUGCUAUUUAGAAAAUCACAGUGUCAUGAAAAGUUAUGAUAUGCCAAACUAUUCUGGUGAUAAGCUGAAUACUUCUGGAGCACGAUCGGCAGAUGUGGCAAGAUCAUACCCAAUCAGCCACAGUCAAGAGGCUGCAUGUAUGAAUCCAUAUGAACGCUCUCGUUUGCAAGAUGAUUUGGCUGCUACUUCUUCUAGUGGGUCAAAGUCUUCUUCCUCUGGGUUUUCGCGCGAGGCUGAUCCGGACCUGGAUGUGGGCUCAAUGGUUGAAGUUGCUAUGAAAACUCCACAUUAUGGUGUCAUCAGAUGGAUCAGUGAACCAAACCCCAAUGGCAAAAGAACAGCGGGUUUGGAAAUGGAGGAAGAAGUUAAUGGAGCGACAGAUGGUACCUUCAAAUUAGUACGAUAUUUUACCUGUGCCCCGAAGAAAGCCUUGUUCGUCCCCUUGUACAAGUGCAGUAAGGACAAGCGGUUUGCUACAGAGAGGAAGAUAUCAAGCGAUUUUGGAGGAAAGCCGACCCCUGAUGUCCCCGGCGAUGUCGCUCCCCCUGACCUCACGACAGAAGCAGAAUUCCGGCAGAUCUGUGGGAAGCACCAUGGGAUACAAGGACAUCACAAUUCGUGCUAUCUUGACGCCACAUUGUUUUGUAUGUUUUACUUCACCACAGUGUUCGACUUCAUCUUCAACCGCCAGCCCAGGCCAGGGGAUUUGCCGCAGUAUCCAGAGGUGCAGAGAGUAUUAAAGGAUGGCAUUGUCAACCCUUUGCGGAAAUUCAACUACGUCAGGGCAGACAAAGUUUUGAAGCUUAGGUCUUUACUAGACAAGCUAGCCACAGUGGAAGGCAUGAUGAGUGAAGAAAAAGACCCAGAAGAAUUUCUUAGUGCUUUGCUUACAGAUAUCAUGAAAGCAGAUCCAUUAUUACAUUUAAGUUCUGGUGAACACACAUAUUUCUACCAACUCUUCAUGGAGAAGGAUGACAAAUUGUUGCUUCCAACUACACAGAAACUGGUAGAACUGUCUUUCUUACAAGGAAAUGUAAAGUUAAAAAAGGUUCCUUCUUGCCUUAUGAUCCAAAUGCCCAGGUUUGGAAAAGAUUACAAAAUGUUUCACCGCAUCGUGCCAAGCUUACAACUUGAUAUUACCGACAUUCUAGAAAAUUUCCCAAGGGACUGCAUUGUUUGUGGAAGUCUGGCUACAAAUGAGUGCAAAGACUGCUAUCAAGUGCAUGGGCCAGGCUUAAAUACUACAGCAUUCUGCGACAACUGCGUGAGAAGGUCACACCAACAUGCAAGCCGGAGAAACCAUGAACCGCAAAAAAUUCCUGGAGCGGCCAACUUUCUGCCGGUUUACGAGCGGAUGAAAGAAGAAGCCUUAAUGAAAGCGAGCCGAAAUGGGGAGGCCAACAAUGGAGAUGUGGCUAUCUCCUUGCCCAGAGAAGUGAUGGAACUUUUUGCUGUGAUAUGCAUUCAAACCAGCCAUUAUGUGUCUUUUGUGAAAUGUGGCACAGGACCAGGUGCUCGAUGGGUCUUCUUUGACUCCAUGGCUGAUCGUAUGGGGGAACAGUCUGGCUACAACAUCCCUGAGGUGGUGCAUGUCCCCGACAUGUCUAACUGGCUGGACGAGAGGAACCUGUCCCUCCUGCUGCAGAAGGCGGAUGACAAGGACCUGCCUGAGCACCUGCGCCGCAUCCUGUGUGACGGCUACAUGUGCAUGUACCAAAGCCCCAACGUCAUGAUGUAUAACUAAUUACCCGAAGCUGGAAAUUGAUACAGUGGUCCUUUGACUCCACCGUUUUGAACAUGGUAGACCUAGUCUGCCUAUUUGAGGGUCUCUGAGAGGUUGGUGCUCUGUCGUAUAGGGUCAGGAAACUGCUGGCUGUAAUCGUUGAGGUAUGUGAAGACAAAGGAGAUCUACUUUUUUCUCAGAAUCAUACUUCUGAUGUAUACAUCCUCUUAUUUUUGAAGUGAAAGGAAUGCGCUGAAAUGCCUAACAUCGCGGGUAUAAAUAAUGAACCAGACAGUUUAUUUAAGCCUUGUGUGAAAGAAGCUUUUCCAGAUUUGGCUGCUUUGAGGCUGCCAUCGUUGAUAUAUAAAGGGGGGAGGGGGACAACUGGUAAACGGUAACAACAUAGAGAUGAGUGCUGCAAUGAGGUUCUAAACUUUCAAAUUUGUCAGCGUUUCGUUUUGGCUGUACGUUGUUGCGAUUGAGUAUACAUUUUCCUUUCUCUCAGAUUGGAUUGUUGUUGCAGUAAGGGCAGCCUGGAGGUUAAGAACAUGUUUCAUGCCUACAUCUAUCCAAGUUUAUAUCUACGUUUUGAGUUGAAGCUCAUUGGCAGGUGAUUUAACAUGAUUAAGUGUUUUAAAGCGCCGGAGUGAAGUGUUUUAAAGCGCAGGAGUGAGAUGUCAAUGGCAUCCUGCAAACUAUCAAUGUAUAUUACACCAUGAACAAGUCAAAUUUGUGUUUUUGUCCGAACAGGUACACACAUAUAACACAAAUCUAGCUAGUGUAAUUUAGUUAUGCUUUGUUUAAGUAUAAUGUGUGCUUCGACUUAUACAGAAAUUUGGAAAAUUGUACGAAAACGUACAGGAUGUAAUAGUAACUACAAUGUUGUGUGCAUCACCAAGCACUUUGCCUCAUGUUCAUUAUUAUAGCUAGAUAUGCAAGUCGACAGUAUUAUUAGGUGUUUCAGGUGUCAAUUAUGAAUUUUUUAUCAGAUGGUUAUUUUUUGGAAUUUGAAAUAUUUAUAGAUCUAGUUUUGAUGUCCCACUGCACGAAAAAGUUGAUUAUGUUCCUAAAAGUAAACCACUAUUAAUUUGACCUUUGAGUAGGCUUACAUUUUUGGUUGUAUGAAGACAUGAUCAAAUAUCAUGAACUCUUCCCAAGGGGUCGUAUUUAUUCUUUUUCGCUAGCCUAAACAUUUUGAAAAGAGCAACAAGAUGUUAUGUUUCAGUUGCCAGUGAAUAUAUAUCACAUGGGAUGUUGGUCAGUUAAGUAGACGUCACUUGGAAAUGCUUGUAUUAUUGUCUGACAAUGUGACUCACCGGGCCCUGUCUCCCCAAUGCAUUGUUACCCUCCAAAGAUGAUCAAAUAGUGUGAAUGAUGUGGGACGACUGAUUAUAUAGUAUAUAUAGUACAGGUAAAACAUGCACUCUUUAUAAACAACACAAAGGAUAUGACUAGGGUAAAUUAAAAACCCAGACAGAGAAUGGGGUAUGUGCACAAUGCGACUAGCCAAUAAUGAAAGUUGUGUUAUGUCUGUCAAUGAGAGAAUUCCUUUCAGUAUAAAGACUAUGGACUGUGAGACUGAAAAUUUAAAAAAGAUGUUUUGCACCCUUAUUUUGUGGGUAGGUUGUUUGUUUUUUCCGCGAAUGAUUUCAUUGUUGACAGCUCAUAUCCACCUGUUUCAGACCGCACAUGAUGUUAUAUUUAAUUUUUUGAUAAAGACUUUUUUUAGACGAAGACUGAUGAAGUUGCAUAGUGUGCAUAACCUCCUUGACAGACAUGACAGAAUGUGUAAGAAAGACAAAGAACUUCGAGUGAGUGAUGCACCAUGCUUAUGUGCAGAAACAAAGUACAUUAUAUUCUGGGCUGCCCACCCGCCAACAUGUGUUUUUUCAAGAAAUCAACAGAUAGAAAGUUCGUGAACAGGCUUAAAAAUGAGUAAUAUGGCCAUGGAAAACCUUCUUCGAUAGGAUGUCAAGUACAGGGAUUGUAGUCCAGUGUAGUUUUAAAAUGUAAUGUAAACAAAGGCAUGAUGAUACAAAAGGUCAGGAAUUUUCUAACACCUUCUCAAUCUAAUGUUUGCACUACUUCUGGCUUUGGCACUUCUAGUCUAGUGUUUUUCUAAGGGCAACGUGGCACUGAGUCUGAGCGGCUACAAGGGCAGCUGCGCGUGACGUAGACUGUACGUGUCUCAUAGUUUUUCUAUUUGUCUUCCCUCAUACUCCAGGAAGUAGGAAGGUGGGUAGUGGGUUAGGGGUAGCCAACCCCCCCCCCCCCCCCUCCCCCCUAAAAAAAUGGAAUCAAGGGUAUUACGGUGAUCGAUGAAUAAAAGUUGUAACGAUUCCUCCAAAUUUGGAAUGGUGGGCGGCCCUGUAUAUUGCAUUUACAGCUAGGUUUUGCUUUCAUCUCGUUAUAUUAUAUCUAUAUGACCUGUACAUUUGCGUGAUAUGGUUGAAUAAGAAUAAAUAGUUGUUUGUGAGUAGUAUAUAAUUAAGAUGUUUGUGUAUAUUUAUUUGGAUGAAGCAAUGAUAAUAACUGAUCAGCAGAAUGCAUUUGUGGGUGUGAGGUUUUUACCUGACUUGAUAGCAGGGAAGCUUGCAAGUGCUUUUCUUUGAAACCCUCAACAGAAUCUAUUGAAGUUUGUAGCACUGCAGACUGUGUAAUUGAAAAGCAUUCACCUCCACUAAGUAAUUUUUUUUCCCUUCUUUUAUAUACGGUAAUUCUGUUGUUAGUCUGGUUAUUGUUUCUUAACCACCCAAAGUUCAAGCGUCAGUGCGGCCUGUGGUGUGGGGGGGCAUCUGUGUGUUUUUACUAUGGGUCUUCUUCUUUCUUCUUCUCAUCGUACCUCUGCUAGAGCUUAAGGUGUUACUGACUGAUCACAGUGCAGUUGGUUAUGAACAAGUACAUGAUGGCUGUUAUAUUAUUUUCAUGUACAUAGAAUGUAGAAUCUCCCUUGCCUGACAGGCAGCCAUGUGUCGUUUUAAAAGGUACUCUUAAAUAAUGUCUUAUACUGACUGAGUUUUGGGUAGGAAUUAAUUUUGAAUUUUGCCCGUAUGGUAGCCUAAUUGGCCUACUCGUUUGGUUUUUAGACCCGCUAAGGGAUCGUGUGGGAAAUUUUCACAUGAGACUUUCCAAAUUUGUUGUCUUUAUUCGUGAAAACAAGGUGCUCGAUCCUACCUUCCCUGGCCUAGGGUCUAGAGGUGUAGAAAACGUGAGAAGAAAAAUCCCAAUGCAGGCAGGGUCGAACUCAGGACCUCCCAUUUGACAGGUGAACACCACACCUGUUGUCAGUGUUGAGCUACUGAGCUCCAGCACUAUGAGUGUUUACAUCCUUAAACUUAAAACCAUUUAUAAAUUUGUGAAUUCCAAAUAUCAUAAUCAAGUAAUCAAGAAUAAAGUUGUUUGGGGUGACUGAUAGGAAAUGGGGGGAGUGGGGGAAAUUCUUUUAGUAUUUUUAGUAGGCCCUACAUAGAAUACUUUUUUUUUUUAGUUACGGAUGAAUCAUGUAUCGAAAUGGUACAGUGAUUUUGGAUAAAAAUAAAAAUAAAUGUAGAAAAUCUAGCUCAUUAAAAUAUAUAAUUCUUGUCAAAUGUUAUUGAUUGCAGACUCUUCAAAUCUACUUGUUCCAUUUUUUUUUCUCAUAAUUUAUUUAUUUUACGUAUACAUUGAUUGAUUUGAACAAGGAAGAACAUGAGUUGUUGGGCUCAUGGCCCCAUAGAGAGCAUGAAACAGGGGGACGCAAAUAGGUUGUGUCCCCUACCUGCAAGAUGUGAACACAGCGAAAAAUGUGCCUAGAUUUUGAGUGCUGAUUGUGUCCGUGUCAAUAGUGUCAUGAUUGAAAUGUUUUUGAUUCACGCUUUUAUCAUUGCAACUUCUUUCGUUUCGUAUACUGAGCCCCUGUGAUACAUAGAAAAUUCAUAAAACGCAACUGGCCUUGAAAUAGCUUUGUAUUUAACUGCUGUGGUUUUUCUCUUUUCUUACUGUACAAAAAUGAUGCUGUACAGAUUCACAUGCAUUCAUGAUUCAUGUUGAGUAUGACAAUUCAAAUAAAAGUUAAUGAAACUCAUAG
Messenger RNA from Aplysia californica (California sea hare), 7018 nucleotides. RefSeq names its product ubiquitin carboxyl-terminal hydrolase CYLD. The record is from RefSeq and is a predicted model, not a curated record. Gene Ontology annotation, biological process: protein K63-linked deubiquitination. NCBI's taxonomy places the organism in Eukaryota, Metazoa, Mollusca, Gastropoda, Aplysiida, Aplysiidae. Gene Ontology annotation, cellular component: cytosol. Gene Ontology annotation, molecular function: cysteine-type deubiquitinase activity; K63-linked deubiquitinase activity. The coding region runs from base 226 to 2973 and encodes 915 amino acids. The transcript has 15 exons.